This is a messenger RNA of Trypanosoma theileri, 2679 nucleotides long. RefSeq lists its product as uncharacterized. The transcript has a single exon. The record is from RefSeq and is a predicted model, not a curated record. The coding region runs from base 1 to 2679 and encodes 892 amino acids. Gene Ontology annotation, molecular function: GTP binding. NCBI's taxonomy places the organism in Eukaryota, Euglenozoa, Kinetoplastea, Trypanosomatida, Trypanosomatidae.
AUGUUCAGACUAUCCACAUUGUGCAGAUCCUCCUCAGCGUUUGAUCUCCUCGGACGCGUGCCGCUACGCGGUCGUCCACGUUAUACUCAGGAGCAGUCCCCAAGAAAGAAAGUGAUGGAUGGAGAUGCACUCAUGGCAGCAGCUACAAUACCAAAAGCAAAGCCGAAAACUUCACAUUUCGCUACUCAAGUUGCCUUAUUGGAAGUGGAAGAGCAACACCAAGAACAACAACAACAACAAAUUGCCUCAGAUGCACUUUGUGUGACUACCGAUGCGGUAGAUGAUGAUAUUGUUGUAGAUGAUGUACACGGCAAACACUUACAGGAAGUUGCUGCCUCUUCAGAACGAGAAAAAUUUUGCGAACAUCAUCCGGCAGCGAGAGGAAUAGGUAUGGAUAUUAUUGAUAUGGUAACAGACGCUUUUAAGGAAGAGCGAAAACGACUUAUUGCCCAACGUCGUCGUGUGUUGUAUGAACUGACACAUCCGAACCCAUCUGAUUACACAUAUAAUGGGAAAUUGGUGCCACCACCACCAUUGACGUUUGGUAAAGUAUUGGAAGAGUCCAAAUCUCUUGGUAAUAAAAUAAUGCUGGGUCAACAUUAUACACUUGUAAAACAAGCAGGUGUACGACGAGAGAAUGCAAAUGCUAUCACAGAAGUAGGGGUGGGACGUAAUCAUAAUGAACAACAAGGACGAGGAAAAGGAAGAGGAAGAGGUCAACGCCAAACAACUAUGUUUGAUAAUCAUAAUUUUUUCUUUGAAAUUAAUGAAUUAUACCAGGAGAUUGUUUUGGUUGGUAAAGCAUGUGCAGGAAAGUCGAGUCUACUAAAUGCACUUCUUGGACAACCUGUGGCAAAAACAAGUAGUACCCCUAAUACAACACGACAAAUUUCCUUCUAUCAGAGUGUUUCACCAGAAGAAAUGCAACAAUAUCUUAGUAAAGAAGGGGGUAAUGGUUUAGUAAAACUUCCUGGAGGUGGAUUACAACUUACUUUUGUAGAUGUUCCUGGUUUUGGUAUUGAAGGGAUGUCUGACCAGUGGCGUGAUAAGGCUAUAGAGUUGACAGAUGCUUACCUUGGAGUGCGACGAUCUGUGAAUACUGUGCUCCUUUGUAUUGAUUGUGAACGUGGACUCACAAAAACGGAUUUACGCUACUUUACAUGGUUAGAAAAUCUACAUGGGGUAUUUUUUGUAGUUUUAACAAAGUGUGACUCAGUACCACACUCUCGUAUUUGUUCCGUUAUGCGUCAAAUUUAUGCUGCUAUAACAAAACAUCGUCGUAAGUAUCGAAAAGUUUUCCCGUUUAUUAUUCCUACUUCUGCAAAGGAUGGAACAAAUGUGGAAUAUCUUCGUGGACUUAUUGCAGAGACAUCUGGUCUUAUUCCUGGUGACCGACUACGGGAAAUGCUUAAGAAAAAAGCAGACGCUGAAAUGCAGACAGCCCUAGAGGAAGAAUCUAAACGUCUUCAAGAAGCACGUCAGAUAGAAACUCAAAAAGCAAAAGACUUUUUCGCAGCCACACGAGGAAAUGGAAACCAGGCUCUCUUGAGUUCUAAGCAAGAGAUACCAGCAUCACCAAUAAUUAUGAAGGAGCGAAAAUUUGUACUUAACUUGGAUGAUCAAGAUGGUCAAAAAAAGGUUUCUGAUACUGUUACAUCUACAUCACCUACAUCAACGGAACCCUUGUUAACUUUUCAGAGAGGUGAUAAAAUGAGUGAAUGCGGAGUUGGAGAUGAUGAGAAAGUGAGGCGGCGUCAGCGUUUUUUGGCGUGGCGCCGGGAACACCCACUGCAGCGUCAUCAAUCCGAUUAUGGAACCUUUCGUCUAAACACUGGUUUGGAACGACCAGAUGCUGCAUGGCUUGAAUUGCCAUACAUGGAGAAGACGACGACGGGAGCUGCCGAGGUGGAGAAUGUACCCUCUUCCCCAGACGGCGUCUCGUCUCCUACUCCUCCUCCUACGACUGCGGGGGAUCCGGUUUCUUCUUCUUCUUCCUCUUCUUCCACUGAGUCUGCGGUGCUGGGCGUUGGCGGUAGUCCUCCUGUGCGGCCGGCCGGGCGGGGCGGCACCGUCUCGCGCUUCCUCGACGUUCUCGAGCGGUACGGCGGGCGGGAGGCUCCACUCGAGCGCCAUGGCCGCCGCGCUGCCGCCCGCGAGGCGCGACUCCGCCGUCAUUUCGACCCCGCCGCGGCGCCUUUUCUCGCGGAGGAGCCCGACGGCCGCGUGGCGCCGUUCCGUGCGGGGCGGAAGUGCGGCCCGUCGCUCGUGGCGCCCGACGCGAAUGUUGCGGCGCGGGGGGCGGCGUGGGCGGCGCGGCGGUACGCGAAGGCGGCGGCAACAGCGGCCCCAACGGCCCCGUGGACAGCCGUCGAGACACUCCGCCGCCGGGCCUCACGACUGCGGGAGGAGGCCGCCGCCAAUGGCAUGAAGCCAAGUGAACUGAAAGCAUAUGUGCGUAAUGCCGGAGGGAUUGUGGAGGAUUUUGCAAAGUUUGAGGGUGAAGUCAGCACGGCAAAGUGGAUGAAUGAAGUGCGACAGGCAAAGACACUACGAUCACAGCAGCAGAUGCAUCUUAAUAGUACGGCAAAAAUAUCCUACCGCUCCAUGCCCGUUGGAUUGUGGAAGCACUAUGGUGAAAAGGAUACCUACUGGCCCACACCUCGUGUACAGGGUCGCUGA